Molecule: messenger RNA, 3950 nt
Organism: Cuscuta europaea
Lineage: Eukaryota; Viridiplantae; Streptophyta; Magnoliopsida; Solanales; Convolvulaceae
Source: the annotation of a GenBank genome assembly
GCAUCCCAAAUAAAAGGUUUCUAAGGUGAGUCAUGCUCCAUACAAUUAAAAACACGUGGCAUGCACUUCAUAGCCAUUCAAUAUUCUUCAAAUAAAUAAAGAUUUGAGGAAAAAUCAUCCGUAGAUAAUACGAGUAGUUCAAAACUUGGGCAGCCUUUUCCAAUUCAAAGCCGUUUUCUAAUUUGAAUAUCAAUCCCAAACAACUUACGGUUUGUCAAAUUAGAGUCCCACUUGUAACCCAAAAAAAAUUAGAAUCCCACUUGAACUCUUGUCACCCUCUUAAAUGCAAAUAUACUCCCAGUGGAACUUUUCCUGCUAACAUAGGAUCUGGCCACAACAAUUAUAAAUAGGGGACCAUAUCAGCUUAUUUCUGCAAGACGAUUCAUCAGGGCAUUGGCAUAUUCUAUUCCAAGAUUCGACAGUUCUAUAGAGCAAGGGAUCGCAUAAGGUAAAUUCCGCUGAUAUUUACUCUGUAUAUUCUUCUUCUUUAUACUGUUUUGCAGGGAAAUUUGCAGGUCGCAGCUCCCCUGUUUGCCGCCGGGCUGAUUGUGCUGCUGGGAACUGAAGCGUCGAUCGAGUUUGUGAUUUUAGACAUGGAUGGAUGAUGGUUAGCCGCUGUUCCUAUUUAGUACAGGGGACCAAAGCAGUCUCUGAUUCUUGGAGAGGAAGCAGACGACGAGAGUAAUUCAGCGGAUUCCGGACUAAUCGCAACUGAGCCAGCUCCAUCACGAGCUGCCAUCUCGCCGCCGGAGAAGAUGACGGGAAGGCAGGGUUUCGUUGGUUCGCUUUGUAAUUUCCGGCGAAGAAGUAAAUUCGAGUAUGGAUGGUGCUGAUUCGCGCUUAUGUCCGCCGUCGGAGAAGGAGGUGUGGGCGAAGUUCGGUGUAGACUUCGGGCGAGGAAGAGAAAUCGAUCAAUUUCAUCGAGGUCCUGCUGCGAUUUGGUCCCAGUGCCUGCGAAGGAAGGUGAAAGAUUCCUGCUGCGAAGGAGACGACGGGAAUUGAAGAUAACGGACGAGAAAAUUGGGGCCAGUGUUACUGAUUUCUUUGCUGGUCUAGGCGGAAGAUGAAAUUACUCGGACUUGAGAUUGAUUAUCAUUGCUGAGCGGCCUCUUUUUUUAUUUAUUUAUUUAUCAUUAUUAUUAUUAGUACUUUAUUUUUUUAGUAAUAAUAAUAAGAAUAAUGAUGAUUUUUUUUUGCAGUCCAAAAUGAUAUAUUUUAAGGACGUAAGGCGUGGAGGCAAAAAGUAUCUCUCUAUAUCAACGAGCAAGAAGAAUGACGAAGAGAUUCUUUUGGAGAUGCACAAGCCAUUUGCUCGCGAGUUUUGGGGUCCAACGGUUGUGUCCUAUCGAGUUACGAACUGAACUCCUGAGUGCGAGUAUCAAGCUCAGACAAUGCGGACCUUAGUAUCUGGCUUUACUCACAUGUCCUCUUCUGAGAUUCUUCCUUCUUUGGGUAGACGUAUCCUUGAUGAAAACGCCCCUUUGACAAAGACCUUAUCAUUUGGUGGUGAAUUUAGAUUCAUCACAGGUUAUUGGGACUGAGCCGAAGAUAUUUUGGACAUGAGUAAAAGCGUUCUGGAGGAAGGGCUUAUUUACGAUGCUGUUUAUGCCUCAUUAUUCACGUAUGACCGAUGUACUAAUGCUAUUCAAGCAUUUUGUGAGGCAUGGUGUCCCACGACGAAUACUUUGCUUACGUCAAUUGGCGAAUUGACGAUCACACUUUGGGACUUGCACGUUAUCGGAGGAUUGCCUAUCAUCGGAGACGCAUAUGAUGAAUCUAUUCCGGGCACUUCUGAGUUGUUAAAUACGAGCGCUGACCGUUUAUUUCAUCUCUGUAAAUAUUUGUUUCACGCAUAUCAUCAUCUCUUUCCCAAAGCCGGAGAUAAGCGUGUUUUGCGUGUUCAUGCGUGGGUCAAAUUCUGGUUCAGAAAGGCCUCCAAGUAUACUAUGCCUCCAGUGAGAACAGAAAAGAAACGAACAUCUCGUGCCAAGGCGACCCAUAAUCCAAGCGGAGCUAUUCCAAAAUUUGGAGGAUGGUCGAAUUCUAUGAGGGUACCAUUCCACGUACUCAAGGUUCCUACUGAAUAUGAGGAAGAGGUAUAUUUAGCGGCAUUUUUAUCGUGUUGGCUUUGCGCAUUUGUAUUGCCGCAUGAAGGUCCUAGAGUUAUCCGCCCGGAAACAUUCAGAGUUGCGUGUAUGUUGGCUCGAGGGAAACAUGUAUGCCUUGCGGUCCCGGUUCUUGCAAGUGUCUAUCAUGGGCUUAAUCGGAUCUCGAAUGCUCCAGCUCCUGAUCAAGUUAGAACGUGUUUUCCCGUUCACUACGUUUAUGGAUGGUUGACAUCAUACUUUGAUACGCAUUUUAAGAAUGAGAUCCAGUCCACGACGCCAUUAAUGAUUUCUUAUUCAGGAGAAGGUGGAGCGAGAUCCCUCGAGAAGAGAAGUGCGCACAAACGAAUUUUCCAGGGAGAUGUAUCAGCAUGGGUGUGUUCUACACAUCGGAGAAUCAAAGAAUAUUCAUUCUUCGAUGGUAAAAAUCCUCCAGAGGCUGAGUUGGCGCUUUUUAGGAGUCUUCGGUCGAAUUAUCUUGUAUUACGCUACCGGGAUCAUUGCAUUGCUGAGCCUUACACUCCUCACCGCUUUAGUCGCCAAUUUGGGUAUUUUCAGGCUUAUGCUUCUGGCUUUCUCGAGAUGCGUAAUCGGAGUGUCACACUUGCUGCUGGCUUUCAGCUUUGGCUACAGUUUGAGCACGGCAUGUCACAAGCUGAAGCGGUAUUUCCGACUCCUCCUACUAUUCCAGCGAAGUAUUUCUCCUUGGAGUAUAAAGAGUGGUGGAGCCAAGUUCAUGGUAACUACCUCGAGAAUCAUGUGGGUGACUUGAUUAGGAUUUGUGAUCUUGCAGUUGAUGAUGUGAUCACCCCUUCAGAUCCCGUGACUCUGGUCUCCAAGAAGAAACGGGCACCUGAUACUGAGGCUAAGUCUUUGCCCCAGAAAAAGGCUAUGCUUGCAGCACCUAGGGCUGAAGUUUUGAUCGAGGACGCUGAGAAAGAAAUGUCUCCUGUCAAGGUGAGUGAGAAUCAAGUUCUUGAAAAGCAGAGUAGUGAUGAGAAGAACUGGAAACAUCUUAGAAAACCUCGUCUUGGACCACUGAAGAUUCAUGCAGUCCUUGAUGAUGCUAGUUCUUCGAAUCAUGUUUCUUCAUCUAGCUCAAGUGAAGGAGAAAGCGCAGAUCAUGACACCGUCACUGGAUUGAUAGCAGAAACCGGCCCAAGUCAUUGUAAAGAAGUUCCGAUCCAUGAAAUACCCAAAUCUUCUCAUGUGAAACCGGCUGCAUCUGUAUUCCAUGCAGAAGACUACUUCUUUACUUUGUAUAAGCAGUUCGUCAUUAAUACUUGGAGUGGCAUUCAACAAAAGUUAGGACGGGCUACAGCAGAGAACGUCUCAUCUCUUCGGGAGAGUGUUGAGAAUUGUGUUAUCUUGAUGGAGAAGGAGGGCAUUGACCUUUCCAUGUGUGAAGACGAGAGUGAAGCAUUUCUUUGAAAGGGCACAAGCAUUUGAUCAGACGUGUUCGACUGUUGCUGAUAGGGUUCCUUCUGAGAAACAAUCUCAGGAAUUGGCUAUGUCGCAGGAUUUUUGUGAAGAUCUUGAAGCUAAGAGAUCUCAAAACCAAGUGGCAUUACUUGAUGAUGAGAAAUCUCUUAAUGAUAUCAAGAAGAAGAUAGCCUUAUUGGAAGCUGAAGCUAAGGAAGUAGAAGUUUCGAUCUCCAAGCGUCGUGUAGAGGCUAGUGACUUAGACGCAGCUCUUACGAAGGCUAAGGAGGAAUCUUCGCGGAUUUUGAAGACUAUCAAAGCAUCAAAUGAGGAUCAAUUUGCUUUAAGUACUCAGAAGAAGGAGCUAAAGGCCUUGAAGGAUGACUUAGUUAGCUUUAAAUUGUUUUUUAGGCUGAUACUUAG